CCUCUACAUCUUCCAGCUACUUACCGGAGCAUCAACCGUCGAAGCUGCAAACUCCUCUCCUUCCGAUGUUCAUCCUCCUCCUUCUCCGAGAAGCACCACAACGCGAAUCCGCGAUAUCAAAUGACCUAGUAGAGCUUCCUCUCUUCCCACUAACUCUCGUUCUCUUCCCCGGCGCAACAAUUCCGCUUCAGAUCUUCGAGUUCCGUUACCGAGUCAUGAUGCAGACGCUUGUCCAAUCCGAUCUCAGAUUCGGCGUUGUCUACUCCGACGCCGUUUCAGGUUCCGCAGCUGGAAUCGGUUGCGUCGGAGAAAUCGUGAAGCACGAGCGUCUCGUCGAUGAUCGAUUCUUCUUAAUCUGUAAAGGUCAGGAACGAUUUCGCGUCACAGAUCUCGUCCGUACGAAACCUUACCUCGUCGCGAAGGUGACGUGGCUUGAAGAUCGACCGUCCGGGGAAGAGAAUCUGGACGAAUUGGCGAACGAGGUUGAGGUUUUGAUGAUAGAAGUGAUUCGAUUGUCGAAUAGAUUGAAUGGGAAACCAGAUAAGGAAUCUCAGGAUCUGAGGAAGAAUCAGUUUCCGACUCCGUUCUCGUUUUUCGUCGGAAGCACGUUUGAAGGAGCUCCAAUGGAGCAGCAAGCGUUGCUGGAGCUUGAAGACACGACGGCGAUUAAGCCCAAAACGACGUCGUUUUAGGUAAUAACGGAAUCGUUAACGGCUGUUAUCGGAUCUGUUAACGACAGAUAACAGCGUGUG
This is a messenger RNA of Arabidopsis lyrata subsp. lyrata, 752 nucleotides long. RefSeq names its product LON peptidase N-terminal domain and RING finger protein 3. Bases 66 to 692 code for a protein of 208 amino acids. NCBI's taxonomy places the organism in Eukaryota, Viridiplantae, Streptophyta, Magnoliopsida, Brassicales, Brassicaceae. The transcript has a single exon. The record is from RefSeq and is a predicted model, not a curated record.